UUUCUGAGUUAUUAACACAGAAAUCUGUGCUAAAUAAUACUCAGAAAUUCAGAAUGUUUAUAUUUGUUAACAUAAAAUUUCUUUAAACUCUUUCCUACAUUAUUGUGGAACAAUCACAUUUCAAAUAUGUCUCAAGGGAGAAAUUGGAAUGGACCCAGGCGAGAUCCAUCAUGGGAGUCUAGUGGAAAGAGAUACACUAUUCAUAAAAGACACCCACCCGGCUUGAAAGGCAAAGAUAUUGGUCUUUUCUAUAAAAACCAAACGAGGCAGCGUGGUAAAAAGAUAAAGGAAUUUAAAUUUACUUUGAACAUACCUAAAACUAUAGUUACUAAAUUAAAAAAUAAACUAGAAGUUAUAGCUAAACUUACAGUUCAUAACAUUUCAAAAAAAGAAGUUAAAGUUGAGAAUGAAAUAUCAUCAAAAGAAAAUGCAGGGUUUGAGUUAAUUCAGCCAAAAAAGGAAUUGCCCGACAAUGAUGAUAAUAACCCUAAAGGUCCUCUAUCAUGUAAAGAGUAUAGAGAUGACUGUGAUAUAUUUAUUAAACCAGAAUCUAAAGGUCCUCUAUCAUGUAAAGAGUAUAGAGAUGACUGUGAUAUAUUUAUUAAACCAGAAUCAGUAUCAGUACAUAAUGAUGAACCAAGUUCGUCUAAAGCUUCUGACUUCAUACCAAUCCCAACAGAAUCAAUAGCAAAAGAAGAUAAGUCCAGAAUAUUGGCUCUUAGAGGUGCUGGUGACUAUAAGUAUGGAUAUGAAGAUAUCAUCACCGGAACUUUUAAUGAAAAACUUGAGGAAUGUCUUUCUAAUGGAAUAAAAAUAAAUGAAAAAAACAGUGAGAUCAAUGACCUUAAUAUUGCUUUAUAUGAAGAUUACAAAGUCAUGGUCAAUCGAGCAAAUUAUAAAAGACUAAUGCAAUUUAGGGAGAUCUUACCAACAUACAAAAAGUCAAAAGAUCUCCUCAAUAUUAUUCAUGACAAUCAAGUAGUUGUAAUUAGUGGAGAGACAGGUUGUGGAAAAUCUACACAGAUACCUCAAUUAAUUCUAGAUGAUGCUAUAAUAAACAAAAGAGGCGCUAACAUAAAGAUCCUAGUCACUCAACCAAGACGUAUUGCAGCACUGUCUCUAGCUACAAGAGUUGCUGAAGAGAGAGCAGAGAAAAUAGGUUCAUCUGUUGGAUAUGCUGUUAGAUUAGAAAAAGAAGAUUGCAGAAAACGUGGCAGUAUAAUGUAUUGUACUACAGGAAUACUUCUGGUGGAUUUAGAGAUUAAUCAAGGCAUGACUAAUUACAGUCAUAUAAUACUGGAUGAAGUACACGAAAGAGACACACACAUAGAUUUGGCCAUGUGCAUGUUGAAGGAGAUCCUUAAACAGCGCAAGGAUUUGAAACUAAUACUUAUGAGUGCUACAAUUGAUGCGGACAAAUUAUCAUCCUACUACGACAACUGCCCUAUGAUGCACAUUGAAGGUUUGGCAUAUCCUGUUAAAGACGUAUAUUUGGAAGAUAUAUUACAAUUAACAAAAUACCAACUACCUGUUAAUAAGAAACUGGCUUCUAGAGGCUGGUAUAAUAGUAAGAGGGAAAGUAAACGUUUUAAAUCAAUAGACGAAAAGGAAAUCCAACACAGAGCAGAAGUUGGCCCGUGGCUGGAAUCUAUAAGGCAUAAAAUUAACGGUAAUGUUUAUAGGACCUUGUUGGAUUCUAGAAUAGAAAUUUUCGAAAUAGAUUUGAUUUUUGAACUACUUUUACACGUAUGCAAAGGUGAUCCAGGUGCAAUCCUCGUAUUUCUACCUGGUAUUGGAGAUAUAACGAAACUCAUAAAACAAAUGAGCAUAAGUGGGGCUUUUCCCAACUCGCGUUACAAUAUUUAUCCGUUACAUUCCAAGUUGUCUUCUCUAGAACAACGCCAGAUAUUCGAGAGACCACCACAGCAUAUAAGAAAAAUAAUAAUAGCAACAAACAUAGCUGAGACAUCUAUAACAAUAGAUGAUAUUGUAUAUGUAAUUGAUUGUGGUAGGGUCAAAUGUACCGGACUAAAUGUAGAGACUAAUAUUUCUACGCUACAAAUAGAGUGGGUAUCACAAGCAAAUUUGCGUCAAAGACGAGGUCGCGCUGGUCGAUGUCAGCCUGGUAUUUGUUACCAUCUUGUGACCUCGUAUCGAGCAAGUAAACUGCCAGAACGUUUCUUGCCGGAACUUCAGAGAAGUAACUUAUUAGAGCCAGUAUUGUCUAUUAAAAGGUUGAGGUUAGGAAAAGCAGCUGAUGCACUGAAAUUGGUACCCGAUUCACCAGCAAGUUCAACGGUUGAGUGGGCUGUUAAACAUUUGAGGCAAUGCGGGGCAUUGGAUGAAGAAGAGAGACUAACACCACUGGGUUGGCACUUAGCACGGCUGCCUCUGCAUCCGUCAGCCGGCAAGCUGCUACUCCUCGCAGCACUGUUCGGAUGUCUCGACCGGGCCGCCAGUCUCGCCGCCAUCUGGAGCUUCAAGGAUCCUUUCCUCUUGGUCAUAGGUAAGGAACGAGAAGUGGAGGCAGCUAAACAUGAACUAGCGUUGGGCGAGCCUAGCGACCACGUGGCGAUGUCAGAAGCAGUUUUGCGGUGGGAAAACCUCCGAGGAAGAGAUGCUCGUGACUUCGCUUACCAAUACUUUUUGUCUAUCAACACUCUAGAACUCUUAAGCGAUAUGAAGAGACAGCUAGGCGACAAUCUUAGAAACAUGGGAUUCCUUCCCUCAGGCAAUGUUAAGGCGUCGUGGGAGAACCGGAAUGCAGAUAACAUAAGUCUGUUCAAAGCGAUAGUUGCUGCUGCAUUGUAUCCUAAUAUAGGAGCUGUCGGAUGGGUAGGCAUACGUGGGAGAAACGCUUUUAAAAAGCAAAUAAGGAUUAAAGUCAAAACACCAGAAGAUGGGCCUGUACAGUUACACCCCAGCAGUAUCAUGUGCCCGCCGCCUCACAAAAUGGGCCCUAUUCGCAUUCUAUGUGACAAGCCUGGCGCUAACUGGCUGGUGUAUCUCCAAAAACAACAAUCCACGAAACUCUAUCUACUCGAUGUUACACUAGUUUAUACCUUGCCGUUGCUGUUCUUCGGCGAGUUAAAAGUGAUUGAAGAAGGAACAGAAGAACUAUGUGAAAUGAUAAUAUCAACUUAUAAAGUACAAUGUGUGCAAGAGACAGCUGAUGUGCUUUUUGAGCUGAGAAAACUGCUGGAUCAAGUUCUGGCAUCCAAGAUCAUGGUAAAUAGUACCCACGCGGAACAUCACAAUGAAUUUGAAGACGAAGUAAUAAAGGCACUUGUGGAACUGAUUACAGCUGAAGACGAAGGUGCUAGUUAUUAUCAUGACGAUGGUGAUGACACUGCAGAAUCUGAUACAUCGGAGUGCAAUGUUGAUAGACGCCAUUGAAAAUUAUAAUAAAUAAAUGCUACUCAACAAC
Molecule: messenger RNA, 3427 nt
Organism: Achroia grisella
Lineage: Eukaryota; Metazoa; Arthropoda; Insecta; Lepidoptera; Pyralidae
Gene: Rhau
Product: ATP-dependent DNA/RNA helicase DHX36-like
Exons: 12
Coding region: 127-3396 (1089 amino acids)
Cellular component (GO): nucleus; intracellular anatomical structure; cytoplasm
Molecular function (GO): G-quadruplex RNA binding; ATP binding; DNA helicase activity
Source: RefSeq, a predicted model, not a curated record